Molecule: messenger RNA, 564 nt
Organism: Gongylonema pulchrum
Lineage: Eukaryota; Metazoa; Nematoda; Chromadorea; Rhabditida; Gongylonematidae
Source: the annotation of a GenBank genome assembly
AUGGCGAAGUGCAUGACGGACGUGGAUCGGAGCGUGAGCAGCGAGAAUUUCCUAAUCGAUGCAUCGAUGUGUUCCGGCCUUCUGGUUACUGUUCCAGAACUGGUCAAGGAUCUUGCACUGGCACGCUACGGCUCUUUCGCUGAAAAGUUCUACAGGAAGGAUUCGUCAGCCGAUGAUGCUUCUUCACGUUUGUCAGCUUUGAAUCCUCUCGACGGUACUGUUGACAAACCAUCAGUGCAUUGUGCUGUACCAUCAUGGAAACCAUACCGCGCAAAGUCACCCCCGGUGCUUUCGGUCACGCUGCAUGAUGCGAGUCGGAGGAAGUACAACAGCAGUGGAGGAACGGUUGAGAAUGAAAGCAUUGAUUUGCCGGAGUACCAGGGAGAACCGGAUGAAAUUGCUCGGAACAAAUGCAUGGCUGCAGCAGAACGACUUCAGAAACCGGUGCUAGUGGAAGAUACAUGCUUAUGUUUUAACGCUUUUGGAGGCCUUCCCGGACCAUACAUCAAAUGGUUCUGUUUUUGUUUUUUGCAGCUUUUGGAUUUAACCAGUAUGCGUUACUAA